Messenger RNA from Gadus macrocephalus (Pacific cod), 461 nucleotides. It is a transcript of the gene mrpl53, whose product is annotated as mitochondrial ribosomal protein L53. The record is from RefSeq and is a predicted model, not a curated record. NCBI's taxonomy places the organism in Eukaryota, Metazoa, Chordata, Actinopteri, Gadiformes, Gadidae. Gene Ontology annotation, cellular component: mitochondrial large ribosomal subunit. The transcript is spliced from 3 exons. Bases 53 to 373 code for a protein of 106 amino acids.
AGUUAGAACUGAGUCUUGAAUUAGCGUGGAGUUGAAAGGUCGCCUAGAAAACAUGGCAGCUUCCAGCAAAUCGUCUGUGGUUUUGAAAGCAGUGAAGCAAGUAAUGGUGCAAAUGUGUCCUUUCGAGUCCAAUGUUCGUUCCACACGAGAGUUUCUCUUCAUGGUGGGCUCGGAGAAGGCCAGGGCCACCAACAUGAACUGCGAGGUCUCCACCGUAGUAAAACACGACAAGUCUGAACCUGUAGUGGACGUCACAUUCACAGAUGGAGAGAGGUUGGUGAUGAAGGGCGCCAAACUCACGGGACAGGAGAUGUUGCAGGCCUUUCAGAGUCGCUGUCUAGCCAAGGACACACAGGCUAAAGCAAAGAAAUAAAUGUAAAUAAUCCUUGUGUUUAAUAUAUUGUGUCGCUUGCUGUGUGUAUAUGCAUUAUGUUUAUAAUAAAUGAAUGUCCUUGAAUGCA